AUGCUCGUUCCUCAUGCGCUAUUGCUUCUCACGUAUGGCACCUUUGUCUGGACUCAUUCAGUCUCCGACCUUGGCGAAGAUGACUUCUUCGACCUUGUGAAUUCAGACAACCUUGCUCUUGUGCUCUUUGUUACCCCUAGUUGUGUGAAGUGCGACGAGAUUACUACUCAGUUCGAGCAGGCCUCAGACCUCUCCCCCGAGACCAACUUUGUACGGGUAGAUUGUUCAACUAACGGUAAAGUCUGCGAUGAUGUCGGAGUUCUCCAUGUUCCAGAAGUCAGGCUUUCCAGAGGCCGUAGUCGACUCACCCUUUACCGAGGCGACUUAGACACUUCAGCACUAUUGGCAUUCAUCGAACGGCAACAUGGGCCAGCUGUUAUGGAACUAAGUGAUGCCAAUUAUGACGAGUUUUUGAGCACUGAUUACGUUUCAAUCGUCGCCUUCAUUGAUGAUAAAGAGAAAGACUUGGUCGAGCUAUACUCGCAGGUGGCUGAGCAGCUUCGUGGUGAAUACGCUUUUGCAAUUACCCAUAAUUCUAGUCGAGCGAAUAAUGAAGGUGUCGCUCAACCAGGUAUUUUGCUUCUCAGCACAUUUGACGAGCGUCGCAGCAGCUACGAAGGGCCUUUUGACCAUGAUGCACUCCAGCUUUUCAUCAGGAAAUACGGGACGCCCUUGAUUGGAGAGCUACACCCAGAGGUUUACGCUACCUUUGCCGAGACCAGCUUGCCACUAGCACAGAUUUUAGUAGCUUCUCCAACAGAGCGCGAUCAUCUGGUUGACUUGCUCUAUCCGCUGGCUCGAAGAUUCAGCAGCGUCUUGACCUUUGUUACCGUCGAUUCAAACAGGUACCCCCAGCGGGCGGCAUUACUCAAUCUCGCCGACGGCACCAAAUUGGGUUUCGCAAUUGAGAAUGUCACCUCAACGGAGAAAUUCCCAUUGAAAGCUAGCUCGGUCAAUGCCGAAAGCAUCACAGGAUUUGUCCAAGAUUUUGUGGCUGGCAAGCUGAAACCAGAAGUCCGAUCUCAACCUGUGCCAGUAAAACAACAAGGCCUCUGCGUCGAACUGGUUGGACACACCUUCAGAGAAGUAGCCUUUGAUGACACUCGAGAUGUCCUUGUGGAGUUCUACACACCAUGGUGUGAUUAUUGCCUCGAGUCACAUGAUGUACUCGAAGAGCUCGCCGUGCACUAUCGCGAUGUCGGACUCAGUGACAAGAUAUCCGUCGCCAAAAUCGACGUGAGCAGUAACGAUGUUCCUGAAUUGAUCACAGGUUACCCAACGCUGAAGCUAUACCCAGCUAGUGGACACCCCCCGGUUACAUUUCAGGGCAACUAUCGCGAGCCCAUUCCUCUAGCGACGUUGAUUUCUUUCAUUCACGAUCAUGGCAGGAAUCAGCUAGAGGUUGGAAAGGUUUCCUUGGCAGGGAAGAGCUCGAACCAAGCCAGGUUAAGCCUGCAGCACGAAGAACUGUAA
Molecule: messenger RNA, 1473 nt
Organism: Fusarium mangiferae
Lineage: Eukaryota; Fungi; Ascomycota; Sordariomycetes; Hypocreales; Nectriaceae
Product: putative proteine disulfate isomerase
Exons: 4
Coding region: 1-1473 (490 amino acids)
Biological process (GO): protein folding; response to endoplasmic reticulum stress
Cellular component (GO): endoplasmic reticulum
Molecular function (GO): protein disulfide isomerase activity
Source: RefSeq, a predicted model, not a curated record